GAGGUGUACAAUUUUGUCUCUGGCUCCUCAGUCAACAAGUCCAGCGACCUGUUCGCCAAUGAAACCUGCAACGUGUCCACCAACGAUUCGAUGUUCUGCUCGCCAGCGGAUGACAGCGCGCCAGCCACCAGUCCGUAUAAGGCGGUGGAGAUGUUUUUUAUUGCCUUGGUCACCGGCUCACUUAGCCUUGUGACUGUCACAGGAAACAUUUUAGUCAUGCUCUCCAUCAAGGUCAACCGCCACUUACAAACUGUCAAUAACUAUUUCUUGUUCUCAUUGGCAUGCGCUGACCUGAUCAUUGGGAUCUUUAGCAUGAAUUUGUAUACAGUUUAUAUCAUCGUCGGACACUGGCCACUCGGACCCGUGGUCUGUGACCUCUGGCUGGCUUUAGAUUACGUGGUGUCCAACGCAUCGGUGAUGAACCUGUUGAUUAUCAGUUUUGAUCGCUACUUUUGUGUGACCAAGCCGCUCACGUACCCUGCGAGAAGGACGACAAAGAUGGCGGGCUUGAUGAUUGCGGCGGCCUGGAUCUUAUCCUUCAUCCUUUGGGCCCCUGCCAUCUUGUUCUGGCAGUUCAUUGUUGGGCAGAGGACAGUGCCACCUGGAGAAUGUUACAUUCAGUUUCUGUCAAACCCUGUGGUGACAUUUGGCACAGCUAUAGCUGCGUUCUAUCUCCCAGUCAUAAUUAUGACCGUGCUGUACAUCCAUAUCUCGCUGGCAUCCAGGAGCAGGGUUUCCAAACAUAAACCUGACAAAAAGGAGAAGAAAGGCUCAAAAGCACCCGGUCUGACUAAGAGCCACAUGCUAAAGCAGAACAACAACAAUGAAAGCAGUCCUCGAACCAGUCCGCGCUUGACACCCAAGAUGAGUUUGGACUCAACAACAACUGUUGAUGAGGCUGUGAAGAAUGGCAGAGUGGGUGCAGCCAAAGCAGAUGGACAACAGACGCCGGCUCAACCCAGUCCAGGGCUCACAACACAGGAGGAAAAGGAGAGCUCCAAUGAUUCGUCCACAGCUUUUAUUCCCCCAACAGAACCAAAGGCCAACAACGAUGUGAUACCUGAGGCUCCAACUAAUUCCAACCCCGUUACAGCAAGUUUGACAAAUCCCUCCAUGUCCAAAAUCAAUUCGAGGUGGUCCAAGAUAAAGAUUGUGACCAAGCAGGCUGGGGAUGAAUGCAUCACUGCUAUCGAGAUCGUCCCACCGGUGGAGGGCGCUGAGAGGCACUCUAUCCCCAUCAGCCGCCCCAGGACGGUCGCAAGGAAGUUUGCGAGCAUCGCUCGGAGCCAAGUGAAGCGGAAAAGACAGAUGGCCGCCAGAGAAAAGAAGGUGACCAAGACGAUCUUUGCCAUCUUGCUUGCUUUCAUCAUUACUUGGACCCCCUACAACGUCAUGGUGCUGAUCUCCACCUUCUGCCAGUCGUGUGUUCCCGACACCGUGUGGGCCAUCGGGUACUGGCUCUGCUACGUCAACUCCACCAUCAAUCCGGCUUGUUACGCCCUUUGCAACGCCACCUUCAAAAAGACUUUUAAGAACCUGCUACUGUGCCAAUACAAGAACAUCGGCACAAGAUGA
Nerophis lumbriciformis (worm pipefish) is the source of this 1575-nucleotide messenger RNA. The record is from RefSeq and is a predicted model, not a curated record. NCBI's taxonomy places the organism in Eukaryota, Metazoa, Chordata, Actinopteri, Syngnathiformes, Syngnathidae.